Messenger RNA from Marmota flaviventris (yellow-bellied marmot), 1561 nucleotides. RefSeq names its product secernin 2 (gene Scrn2). Gene Ontology annotation, molecular function: dipeptidase activity; cysteine-type exopeptidase activity. Gene Ontology annotation, biological process: proteolysis. Lineage: Eukaryota; Metazoa; Chordata; Mammalia; Rodentia; Sciuridae. The record is from RefSeq and is a predicted model, not a curated record.
CCUUCCAGGUCACCUAGAAGCUUCCGUCCAUUGGAAUCCACCCGACACGUAGCGGAGGAGGAGGCUCCAGUGACCAAGUUGGGGGCGUUGGAGGCUGAAAGAGUGAGGGGUAUACGAUGAAGUCCUCAAUCCAUGACACCCCUUGUUCCUGCGACUGCUUGGUCUCCAUGCCUCCGGCCUCUGCCAUUCCAGCUGUGAUCUUUGCAAAGAACUCAGACAGACCCCGGGAUGAGGUGCAGGAGGUGGUGUUUGUACCAGCAGGCACUCACCCCCCUGGGAGCCGGCUCCAGUGCACCUACAUUGAGGUGGAACAGGUGUCGAAGACACAUGCUGUGAUUCUGAGUCGUCCUUCUUGGCUGUGGGGGGCUGAGAUGGGUGCCAAUGAGCAUGGUGUCUGCAUUGGCAACGAAGCUGUGUGGACCAAAGAGCCAGUUGGGGAGGGGGAAGCCCUGCUGGGCAUGGACCUGCUCAGGCUGGCUUUAGAACGGGGCAGCACUGCACAGGAGGCCCUGCAUGUGAUCACAGGCUUGCUGGAGCGCUAUGGGCAGGGGGGCAGCUGCCGGGAGGAUCCCAUGCCAUUCUGCUACCACAACACUUUUCUGCUGGCUGAUCGGACUGAGGCAUGGGUGCUGGAGACAGCUGGGAGACUGUGGGCUGCACAGAGGAUCCAGGGGGGUGCUCGAAACAUCUCCAACCAGCUGAGCAUUGGCACGGACAUCUCAGCUGAACAUCCGGAACUUCGGAGCCAUGCCCAGGCCCAGGGCUGGUGGAGUGGACAGGGCGCCUUUGACUUUGCUCAGGUCUUCUCUCUGACCCAGCAACCUGUGCGCAUGGAGGCUGCCAAGGCACGCUUCCGGGCUGGGCGGGAACUGCUACAGAAAUGGCAAGGGAGCAUCACAGCAGAGGUGAUGAUGGACAUUCUCAGAAACAAAGAGAGUGGCAUUUGUAUGGACUCUGGAGGCUUCCGAACCACAGCCAGCAUGGUGUCCAUCCUGCCUCAGGAUCCCACGCGGCCCUGUGUCCACUUCCUCACAGCCACACCAGACCCAUCCAGGUCAGUGUUCAAACCUUUCAUCUUUGGGGUGGGGGCGACUCAGGCCCCCCAGGUGCUGUCCCCCACUUUUGGAGCACAGGAUCCUGUUCGGACCCUGCCUCGAUUCCAAACUCAAGUGGAUCGCCGUCACAUGCUCUACCGUGGACAGCAGGUGGCCCUGGGGCUGAUGGAGAGUGAGCAGCAGGAGCAGGGGCAGCAGCUGCGGCAGAAGCAGCAGGACCUGGAGCAGGAAGGCUUGGAGGCUGUGCGGGGGCUUCUGGCUGGUGAGCAGACCCCAGCCCACCAGGAGCUGGGUGGCCUCUUCCAGGCCUUCGUGGAGAGGGAGAGCCGGGCCUACACAGAGCUGAGCACAUAGCUCCUCCUGGCCCAGGGCGGGUGCAGGAUCCUAGCCCCAGCUGCCCUGAGGUGGUGGUGGUUUGGGGCAAUUCCUUCCUGCCCCUUGGCCUAUUCUGUGUGGCUGGUACAGCCUUGGCCUUAAUAAAUGUGGUUUAUUUUCUUGUUCAGUGA